This is a messenger RNA of Lutzomyia longipalpis, 1650 nucleotides long. RefSeq names its product myrosinase 1-like. Gene Ontology annotation, biological process: carbohydrate metabolic process. The coding region runs from base 81 to 1601 and encodes 506 amino acids. NCBI's taxonomy places the organism in Eukaryota, Metazoa, Arthropoda, Insecta, Diptera, Psychodidae. The transcript has 2 exons. The record is from RefSeq and is a predicted model, not a curated record. Gene Ontology annotation, molecular function: beta-glucosidase activity.
AUCAGUUGCCUCCAGCAGGUUGUGCCUUUCGGUUCUCAAUUUUUUCUUAUUAUAUGGCUACAAUAUAAAAGUAUAAUACAAUGAAGUUAUCAGAUAUUGUUCAGUUGAAGAGAUUCUGGCUUGUUCUGGGAUUAUUCGCUGUAAUCCUCUUCGGGACAGUUGCGGUAUACUCCAAAAAUGCCCACAGCGACAUUUUCCCGGAAGAUUUCCUCUUUGGCUCAGCUUCGGCGGCUUAUCAAAUUGAGGGUAAUUCAAAGGCCGAUGGGAAAGGUCCGAGUAUUUGGGAUGAUUUAGUGGAGAAUAAUUUGAGUCUCGUAGCAGACCAUCGAAGUCCAGACACAGGACCUGAUUCAUAUAAAUUCUACAAGGAUGACGUGAGAGUUCUCAAGGAAAUGAGAAUGCAGCUCUACCGCUUCUCCAUUGGAUGGUCAAGAAUAAUGCCAAAUGGCGAUUUGUCAUCUCUCAACGAAGCAGGACUGCAGUACUAUGACAAUCUUAUUAAUGAACUUCUCGCCAACAACAUCAUCCCCAUGGUCACGAUGUACCACUGGGAUCAUCCGAGAGAAAUUCAGAAACUCGGUGGGCCACUCAAUCCACUCUUUGUGGACUUUUUCCGAGAAUAUGCAAGAGUGUUGUUUACGAGGUACGGUGAUAGGGUAAAGUACUGGAUAACUAUCAAUGAGCCGAGUAUUUUCUGCACGUACGCCUAUACUUCGGAAAAUUGGGGGGCGGGUAUUAAUGUAACCGGAGGGGAGUAUUAUUGUGCACACCAUUUACUCAUAGCUCAUGCCACAGUUUACCGAAUGUAUCAGAAGGAAUUCUACUCAAGACAGGGUGGGAAGGUGGGGUUGAGUCUCCAUUCUCGCGGAUACCUCCCAAAAGAUCCCAACAAUCCAUCUGAUAGAGAAGCAGCCAAAAUUGGCUAUCUCACAGAUCUUGGCUGGACAGCCCAUCCCGUAUUUUCCUUAGAAGGUGGAUACUCGUCUGUUUUAGUGAAGUUUGUCGGGGAGAAGAGUAAAAAAGAAGGACGUGCCUGGUCGAGAUUACCUCACAUGAAUCCCGAUACGGUGAAACUGCUUCGUGGUUCUGCAGACUUCCUCGGAUUGAACUACUACACAAGUCGUCUUACGGAAAUGGAUCCAAAUCCCUUCAAUGGUGUUGCAUUUGUGCUAAAUGACACGCGAAUUAUUCAAACUGAAGCUCCCCACUGGCGUCAAGCUAAAUCCGAAUGGCUUUUCUCGGCUCCCGAGGGAUUUAGGGAACUCCUCAGGUGGAUUAAGAAAGAAUACAACAAUCCCGACGUGAUAAUUACGGAAAAUGGCUGGUCGGACAAUGGAGAACUCGACGAUGUGGAUCGCAUUGACUACUUAAGGAAGCACUUGACCGAAAUUCUGGGAGCAAUUAACGAAGAUGGGUGCAAUGUGAAGGGCCACACAACUUGGAGUAUCUUGGAUAAUUUUGAGUGGAUGCAGGGAUUUACGGAGAAAUUUGGCAUUGUCAGCUGGGAUGAGGAUUCCCCCACGAAGGAGAGAAGACCCAAAAGAAGCGCCUCGUUCCUUCGGCAGGUCAUCACAACUCGACAGAUUCCACCAACACAAUAAUUCAAUUUAUGUACAUGAUGAACGAAUGAAUAAAUUGCUGUUAAACCUC